Xyrauchen texanus (razorback sucker) is the source of this 2246-nucleotide messenger RNA. Its product is annotated as junctional adhesion molecule 2A-like. The coding region runs from base 168 to 947 and encodes 259 amino acids. Gene Ontology annotation, biological process: leukocyte tethering or rolling. The transcript is spliced from 9 exons. The record is from RefSeq and is a predicted model, not a curated record. Lineage: Eukaryota; Metazoa; Chordata; Actinopteri; Cypriniformes; Catostomidae. Gene Ontology annotation, cellular component: cell surface; protein complex involved in cell adhesion; tight junction.
GUCAGUCAGUCAGGAGGACCGCUGACAGAGGCGCACACGCUCUUUUUCUGACACAUUCGAAAAAGCCUUAGAUUGUGACAAUAUAUACUGGGGAUAUAACUGUUCUAUAAGUGUUUGUUUUGUUCUUGCUUGGAUUCUUCUGGAGAGUUCAGCAGUUUCUGGAGAACAUGUUUGUGUCCAUGGCUGUUCUGAUAUUAAUACAGAGCGUCCUUCAGGUGGCCCCUGUCACUGUAACCAGCAGCAGCCCCAGAGUGCAAGUGGUGGAAUAUUCAGAUGCCAAGCUCUCCUGUGAGUUUAAAACAGAGAGAGAGAAGAGUCCACGCAUUGAAUGGAAGAAGAAAGAUAAAGAUGUGUCCUUUGUUUAUUUUGAGGGCCAUUUCAAAGAACCCUUUCGUAGUCGUGCGGAGAUUGACGGGGCGACGGUUGUACUUCACAGGGUGACUCAGGCCGAUGCUGGCGAGUACCGCUGUGAGGUCAGCGCGCCGCUUGAUACCAUCACACUCGGAGAGACAAACGUCACACUCGAAGUGCUGGUGCCACCGCACACGCCGUCAUGUGACAUCCCGAGCUCCGCUCUGACUGGCUCCCAGGUGGAGUUACGCUGUAGUGACCAGCACAGCAUCCCCCCCGCUGCCUAUACGUGGUAUAAAGACAAGAAACCCUUGCCGAUACUCCAUGCCAAUGCCACAUACACCAUCAAUAAAUUCACCGGCAUGCUGGUCUUUCAGAAGGUCAGCAAGACUGAUGCAGGUCAGUAUCACUGUGAGGCCAACAACAACGUGGGACCCUCGAAGAGCUGCGAGGCCACACACAUGCAGAUUGAUGAUCUGAAUCUUCCCGCGUUGAUCACUGGUGUUGUUCUAGUGUGCCUGAUCGGGUUAUUGUGUGCUUUUGGAGUGUGUUACGCUCACCGGCAGGGAUACUUCAGCCGACAAAGAGGAAGGUGAGGCUAUUAACAUAGUGUGUGUGUAUGUGUGUUUGAGCGACAGUAAUGGUCAAACAGACAAACAGUUGCUAGAGAAAUCACCAAACACAAUACAUUGAAAAGUCUGCUGUCAGCAUUCUUAUCAGUCACUGUUGUUUGCUAGUGCGAUUGAGCUUGUUUGUUUGUUCUGAUUAAUUUUGUUUGUCUUAAUCGUGACUCAAGUAUUCAAAAUAUGGUUACUGCAUGAGACUAGUUCACUACUCGACGUCUCUCAUCCAUUAUUGCCGUGACUUGGAGAGUCGUUUACUAACAGUCUGCAAUUCUGCAUGUGCACGGUGUUGCGUUGGCACAGACUGUUUGACCUAUGACCUCACCGGUCCAUGAUUGCAGGUCGUUCUGGAUCCCGCAGUGUCACGGUGCGGCACACAUUAGCAGCCAGAACCUCAACAGAACUGAGGACAAGUGAGUCCAAAACCAGCAGCGUUUGCAACAGGACUUUACAAUAUCGAAUAACCAGCUGGUUAUAUGAACCUCAGAGCACACUGAUUUAGUUUACAGUGUGAAAUAUUGUUCAUCAAGGUUGCAGGAGGAAAAUAUUAACAACAGUAACUUGACAGUUAAAAGGCAAUUACAGAAAAUGUGUGUGUGCGCAAGUGAGAGUAUAUGUGUAAUAUGAUAGCAUAUUUUUCUCUUUGAUUCUUGUAUUUCAGUACUUAAUUCAUGUUUUAUAUGCUCUUCUUUCAGUCAACAUUCAGGAUACAGUCACACCCCACAGGAACCUCAGGAUUUCAAACACACGCAGUCUUUCAUGCUGUGAUGGCGAAUAAGAUUCAUGUCUGUGACACUGGAACCAAAGGAACUUUACGUCAGUCAGCACCACAGCAACUGUAAUUAGAUGGAAAUACAAAUAUAUAUAUAAUUCUCCAAAGGAAAACUAAAUGGGCUGAUUUGAGAGUUUGAUUCUGUACUGCCCUCAUGUAAACAAUUAUACAAAUGUAACCAGUGCGCCCCCUGCUGGCCUAGGGUGAGAAUAACAAUGUGUGCUCCUAGUGGCCAAUAUGAUUCUCUUCAGCGAUGACGAACCAAUCAAGCCGUUUCACGGCCUGUGCAACCUUGUGCCUUAACGAGACGGAGAAUCUGUAAUCAGAUUGUCAGACAUGUUUGUGCCUUUUUUUUAUUAUUAUUUGGACUGAAUAUCAUGUCAGUUUUCAACUUGCUGUAUAUUUUCAUUAUGUUUUUAAUAAACCUUUACACUUGAUGCAUUUUGUGUUGUACACAAUUUGUAAACAUACAAUGAAUUCACACCAACACAGCACAUAAG